Molecule: messenger RNA, 1008 nt
Organism: Penicillium cosmopolitanum
Lineage: Eukaryota; Fungi; Ascomycota; Eurotiomycetes; Eurotiales; Aspergillaceae
Exons: 1
Coding region: 1-1008 (335 amino acids)
Biological process (GO): transmembrane transport
Cellular component (GO): fungal-type vacuole membrane
Molecular function (GO): transmembrane transporter activity
Source: RefSeq, a predicted model, not a curated record
AUGUUCAUGACAUGCGCGAUCAUCUUCUCAUACGGCGUGUACCAAGCCAUCUACGAAGAAAUGGCAGAAGACUCCGAUUCACCCUUCGCGGGGACCUCGUCAUCAAUCCUGAGUUUAAUCGGCACCCUAUCAAUCGCAAUCAUGUCCAUGGGCGGCCCCUUCGUCAUGACAUGGGCGAAACUUUACGGCCCCCAGCCCGUCAUCAUGUCCGGCGGGCUUGUCUUCGGCCUCGGGUGCAUUCUCGCCAGUCUGAGCCAGUAUGUCUGGGAAUUUGCCCUGACGCAGGGCCUCCUCGUCGGCCUGGGGACGUGCAUGGCAUAUGUCCCCACCAUGUCCGUUGUCCCGACAUGGUUUGACAAGCGUCGCGGUCUGGCUAUGGGUAUCGUUAUCUCCGGUUCUGCUUGUGGUGGUAUGAUCUGGCCACCUGUGCUGCGCGCCAUUACCUCACACAUUGGAUUCCGCAAUGCAUUGCGUAUCUCCGGCUGCUUAGUGAUUUUCUUCGUACCUCUUUCUGGCUGUACGCUAGGCUGGGAGCCAAAAUUUAAGAACAAAGUUUCUGGCCAGAUAGCCGGGUUAUCGAAGAUGACCGGAUGGAUCAAGGUACCACUGAUUGACUGGGAAGUGGCCAAAACGAAGAAAUUCGUCGCACAGGCUUUGGGGUGUUUUCUGCAGUCGGCGGGUUACUCCACGCCUUUGUUCUUCUAUGCGGCUUUCGCACAGUCUCUGGGUUAUAGCAGUAGUAUGGCGGAUAAUUUUAUCACAAUCAGCAACGCGGCUAAUUUCGUUUCGCGAAUUGUGAUCGGAUACGCAGCUGAUAAAUUUGGUCGUUUGAACGUGCUCUUCUUGACGACUAUUAUCAGCUCGGUUGUCGUGUUUGCAUUCUGGUUACCUUCAACCUUUGUCGAUAAUACCGUGCCCCAUACGGCCGCCGAUGUCCUGUUUAUCAUCUUCGCGAUAUCAUACGGCUCGUUCGGUGCUGCGUAUAUUUCGCUGUUCCUGCUAGCUUGA